AUGGGGCCCAAGAGACGAAUACUAUACAGCUCAUCUGAUGACGACGGAGAUGAGCAAGAGGAGACCACUCAUGCUCCAGUUCCAAAGGCGGAGCGAGAAGAGAUCUACUCUCCUCCUGCAAAAAAGAGGAAGUCGCCAUUAGAAGUCACUGAUCUUGAUGAUCGACAUCAACCAACAUCUUCAUGUCCAGCACAAGUGACGAAACGAGCUUCGAAACGACCAUUAACUAGAGCUGCUUCAACCAAAUCUUCGACUGCUUCGGAUACCACUACCUCCUCGACUACUAGUACAAGAAGCAAAGGAUCAAAAGCGUCGUCAACUCUAGUCGCAAACAAGAAAAGGAAGCCUACUAGUACCAAGCUCAAAGCAUCGACAAAACAAGACGACUCUGAUGUAGAGCAGAUUGAUAGUGAUAUAGAGGACUCGCCAAUGCCGAAAAGGAGUGGCAAGGGUAACGAUCAUCAUGACGACGAGGACGAUUUUGAGCCUCAAGUUCAGACUGCAGUACGUGCCAAACAGAAGACAAUCAAGAGUCCAGAACAGUCAUCACUAAAGCGAUGGGUUGUCCCUGGUGCUGCUGGACCGACAUACAUGGAUGAUUCAUCAUCAUCUUCUCAAGUCAAAAAGCCUAUAUCUACCGAGUUGAAUGAGCUGUGGAUUGACAAGUUUCAUCCUGUGUCAGAGGCGGAACUCGCAGUUCAUUCUAGAAAAGUGAGUGAAGUACGAGGGUGGCUACAAGCUGCAACGUCGAAUCGGCCUUCAAAGAGAGAGCGCAUUCUUUGUCUUACUGGGCCUUCAGGAGCUGGCAAGACAGCCGCUUUGCGUGUCUUGGCUUCGGAGAUGCGCAUUGAAAUCUUGGAAUGGUUGAAUCCCUUCAACAACAACUUGUUUGAAGGAACCGAGGAUGGAGAAUAUACUCACAGCUACGAAUCCAUAACACAACGCUUCACCCAAUUCCUCGAACGAGCAGAUAAAUACCCUUCACUAACAUUUGAAUCCUCAUCCCAAACAUCCAUACCUCAACAAGUCACUCAAUCACGUAAACUCAUACUCAUGGAAGAUUUACCUAAUGUGUCCAACGACAAGACGAGAGCUGUCGUUCAUAGUGCGGUACGGGCAUUUGCAAAUUCACGACGGUCUAAAUUUCCGUUGGUGUUUAUCGUAUCUGAAGUUGCAUGUACUGGUGGUGAUCCUGGCCGAUUUGACGAAAAGAGUGUUACCGUUAAGGAUGUAGUGCCGAGCGAUGUGUCUGCAUUGGGAUGUGUUGCUGAGAUUAGAUUCAACCCAAUUGCCCCAACAUUGAUCAAAAAGUGCUUGGCUCGGAUAUGUGAGAUGGUCUAUCGGACAGCUUCACAAAAGUUACAUCGGCCUACUUCAAGUGACAUUGAACACAUUUCUAAGACAUCAAAUGGAGAUAUCCGAUGUGCCAUCAAUGGAAUGCAAUUCAUGGGGUUAACGAGACAUGAAACUCGAGUUAUUGGUACUUCUGCUGGCAAAUCUGGCAAGGGGAAGAAAAAGGCAGAAUCGAUGGAUUUGCAAAACCCAUUCACAAGAGACGUAUCACUAUUGAUAUUUCGAGUAUUGGGCAAGAUUCUGUAUAAUAAGCGAGAGGGCGAUGGUAGAUCACAUGGAAUUGGUGAUAAAAGGAUAUCCAAACCACCGACCGUAUAUCAAUUGUACGAACCUGAUGUUGUCAUGAGACCUCAAGGAGUGGGGAUGACCAAGUUGCCCUCGUAUAUGGCACAUUAUGAGCGUAAACCUUUUGCUCGUGAGCCUGAGAGGAUUGCUGAAGAUGGUCAUAUGGAAGCUGAUUUCUUGAAUGCGUAUCUACAUCAAAACUAUCCGCCAUUUUAUAUUGACAUUGAAGAGAUUGAAGUUGCAGCUGACUAUUUAGCCUCGGCGGAUUUGUUAUUAGCUCCCAAGAUGUUCCGCAACCAAUUAUCAACAUACGCAACAUCCCUCGCUACACGCGGACUAGCAUUUGCUCACCUAACCAACUUGCCAGAAUCAAACCCUCUAUUCCCUGAUACUCGACCACGACCACCACACGUCUUUAGACCAUUUUACAGACCGCAAGUGUUUCAAGUCAAUUCAGAUAUACGAACACGAGAUGAAUAUAUACGGAAGAGUAUGUGGUGUUUGUUGAAUGAUAGUGUCAAUGAACAGGAGAAUGAAGGUGUUGGUAACGGAACAAGGGUUUGUUCCAUGACGUCGUUUGAUGUUGGGAGGGUGGAUUUGAUUCCGUACAUGGCUAAGAUAUUGAAGCCGCAAAAGAAUGUGUUUGGUGUUGUUGAGCAGAUGUUACCUCCGUACCUCGCACCACUAGUUUCAGAACUAACUCAAUUCCCAAACACACAUCCCUCACAACCACAACUACGAAUGAAUGCUGGUCAUCAUGAUUCAAUAGACGAGAAUGAUGUGGUUGAUAAAGAGCUACCUGAAGACGAGGAUGCUGGUAUCCCAUUAUCUGGACGUAUAUCGAAUGUAAAUGAGUCGGAGCAAGCGCUGAUGUCUCCUACUACGCCGAGCGUGGGACGACUUGUUGAAAUUGAUGAUAUUGAAGCGUUUGAUGAUGAUUGA
Synchytrium microbalum is the source of this 2580-nucleotide messenger RNA. RefSeq lists its product as uncharacterized. The transcript has 11 exons. Gene Ontology annotation, molecular function: chromatin binding. The coding region runs from base 1 to 2580 and encodes 859 amino acids. NCBI's taxonomy places the organism in Eukaryota, Fungi, Chytridiomycota, Chytridiomycetes, Synchytriales, Synchytriaceae. The record is from RefSeq and is a predicted model, not a curated record. Gene Ontology annotation, biological process: DNA damage checkpoint signaling; mitotic DNA replication checkpoint signaling; DNA repair.